Molecule: messenger RNA, 690 nt
Organism: Vicia faba (fava bean)
Lineage: Eukaryota; Viridiplantae; Streptophyta; Magnoliopsida; Fabales; Fabaceae
Source: the annotation of a GenBank genome assembly
AUGUUACUUUGUGGAAAAGCUUCACUAAACGGCGCCGCUUCGGGAUCCGUGCCGGUGUAUCUUAACGUGUACGAUCUGACAACAUUCAACGGUUACGCUUACUGGCUUGGUCUCGGAGUUUACCAUUCCGGCGUUCAAGUUCAUGGGGUGGAGUAUGCAUUUGGGGCACAUGAGCAUGAAUCAACGGGAAUAUUUGAAGGAGAUCCAAAAAAGUGUGAAGGUUUUAGAUUUAGGAAGACAAUAUUGAUUGGAAAAACAGAUAAAGAGUUUGGUGAAGUGAGGGAAGUGAUGCAAAAACUUGGUGGUGAAUACAAAGGAAAUGCUUACAAUUUGAUUACAAAAAAUUGUAACCAUUUUUGCAAUGAUGCUUGUGUUAAGCUCACUGGAAAUUCUAUACCUAGUUGGGUUAAUCGUCUUGCUAGAAUUGGUUUUAUAUGCAAUUGUGUUAUACCAGUAUCAUUGAAUUCAACAAAAGUGAGACAUCAUCAUAGAAUAGAGGACAAACAAUGUGAAGAAGAAAAACAAAUUAAACAAGCAUUAACAAAUGAACCAAACAAAGUUAAUGUUUCAAAUUCAACAUCAUCUUCACCAGCAGCUUCUACUAGCUCUGGAUUAAGAAGAGGAAGAAGUCGAACAAGACGACCUCUUCCUCCAUCUUCACCUUUGAUUGUUGUUUCCUCUUCUUCUUGA